Syngnathus typhle (broad-nosed pipefish) is the source of this 4177-nucleotide messenger RNA. It is a transcript of the gene garem1, whose product is annotated as GRB2 associated, regulator of MAPK1. Gene Ontology annotation, molecular function: proline-rich region binding. The transcript is spliced from 6 exons. The record is from RefSeq and is a predicted model, not a curated record. NCBI's taxonomy places the organism in Eukaryota, Metazoa, Chordata, Actinopteri, Syngnathiformes, Syngnathidae. Gene Ontology annotation, biological process: cellular response to epidermal growth factor stimulus; epidermal growth factor receptor signaling pathway. Bases 248 to 2836 code for a protein of 862 amino acids.
GGUAUUCAUCCGGGUGUAGUUGGUAACCAAACAAACAUGGCUCUGCUUCAUAAUUAGAUUAUACAUUUUUUAACGGCACGUAAAGAGAUGACUAGACAAUAUUAUGCAAAAAUUAAGAGGCAUCGUGGCAAAUACAAAGCCGUAAAUGGACCUUCGAUGCAUUCGUUGUAUUUAUGAGCGCUGCGUAGGCUCGCUUGACCGUGUUUACACUUAGCUAGCCCUCUGUGGGCUAAUGUAAGCUAGCAAGAUGGACCUUGGAACAAUGUUGUACAACAAUUUAAAAGAUGUUACGUGGAGUACGACGGCUUUGCCAUUAGAUCAACUUGUCAGUGCUUAUAGAUUGCCUCAAAUCGUCAAACUGGACAACGGUGAGCUGGUCGAAGGUCUUCGAGACAAUGACUACCUCUUGAUUCAUUCCUGUCGUCAGUGGACAACUAUUACUGCUCACAGUCUUGAUGAAGGACACUACGUGAUUGGACCGAAAAUAGAAAUCCCUGUUCACUAUGAAGGCCAAUUUAAGCUGCUAGAACAGGACCGAGAUGUCAAGGAGCCUGUGCAAUACUUCAACAGUGUGGAAGAAGUGGCCAAAGCGUUUCCUGAAAGGGUUUACGUCAUGGAAGAAAUCACAUUCAAUGUUAAGAUGGCUUCAGGCGAAUGCAACGAAGAUACCGAAGUUUACAAUAUAACACUAAGCACUGGCGAUGAGCUGACACUAAUGGGCCAGGCCGAGAUCCUCUACGCCAAGACCUCCAAAGAGAAAUCCAGAUUCAACACCAUUUUCAAGAAGAUCGGGAAGCUAAACUCCAUCAGUAAGAUGGGUCGAGGCAAGAUGCCGUGCUUAAUCUGCAUGAACCACCGCACCAACGAGAGCAUCAGCUUACCCUUCCAGUGCAAAGGUCGCUUCAGCACGUGCAGCCCGCUGGAACUUCAGAUGCAGGACGGCGAGCACACCAUCAGGAACAUUGUGGAGAAAACGCGUCUGCCCGUCAACGUCACGGUGCCCGGCACGCCGCCCCGCAACCAGCACGACCUCCACCUGAUCCGGGAGGGCCAUCGUUACAAACUGGUCAACGUUCAGACCAAGACGGUGGUCGUGUGCUGCGUCCUGCGAAGCAACAAAAUCAUCCCCAUUCAUUUCCCUCUCAACACGGCCCUGCCUCGCUUUAUUAUUCCCGAGGAGCUGCUGCAAGGCGAGCUGUGGCUCGACACCAUGGUGCAUCGCUGGUUCUCAUUUUGCCAGGAGCAGUUUGACAUCGACGACUACUCGCGCGCCGUCCGGGAUGUGCGGACGGACUGGACGGACGAGGGCAAGAGCCCCAAGAAGCAAAGCGGCGGGAACGGCAACUGCUGCGGCGGAACCUCCAACGGGUGUCCCAACAGCACGCAGCUCCCCAGCUCAUUGACGUACGCCCGGGACGAACUCACGCAAUCCUUCCACCGGCUCUCGGUGUGCGUUUACGGCAGCAACCUGCACGGCAACAGCGAGGUCAACCUGCAAGGAUGCACGAGCCUCUGCGGCGAUUGGGCGCUUCUGCCCUCCGACAGCAUUCCCACAGACUCGGCGGAAAGCUUUCCCGCCGAAAUGUCGGACUGCCCCAACCAGCAGGGGUCCCUCGGCAAGUCCGACAUCCCGUACGAGGAGCUGUGGUUGGACCACUUAAGAAGCCAGAAGUCGUCUUCCCCCGAGGACGGUCAAGCUGUCAACAACGGCUGCGCGACGACAGCCACGCCGUCGUGCCCGCUGGCGUGCCCCCUCGGCCCCGUCGCCAUUCCCGACGUGGCUCUCACGCCGCCGCCGGUUCCUCCCAAAUCUGAAGCUGUGAAAGAAGAAUGCCGCCUAUUGAACGCCCCGCCGAUUCCUCCGCGUAGUUUGAAACAGAUGCCCUCCGUCCCGAUGCUCUCCAAGCCUCGGCAGCAAGAGACCCGCUCGCCAAGUCCAACCCUUUCCUAUUACUCAUCUGGCCUUCACGCCAUAAGUGGGUCGUGUGACCAAGAGGCAUCGGAGCCGCAAGAGAAAAGCGGCACGUGCUACCCGUGUAAGUGGUCCCAACCCGCCUGCGGUGAGCCGAGCGUGUCGUCGCCCAGCAGCGUCCUGCCGUCCGACGGGAUGUCUUCUAGGUUGUCUUGGCCCAACAACUUCAGCGGAGGAGAUUGUGGCCCAUUGGAUGACUUUCUCCCAGCCGGCUGCCGCAGCUACUACAGUUACCCGAGAAACAGGAGCGCCAAUAACCCCAAAACUUGCAGCCUGGUGGAUUUCGACAGCCGCGAGUGCUCGCGCGGCGGCAAAAGCCUCGGGCUGCCCAACGUGUCUCGAAGCAAAUCGUCCUGCGCCGAAUCAUCAAGUUACAAUUCCGAAAUGUGCAGAGAUGAAUCAAAGGACAGAUGCAACCCAAAGCAAAGCCUCUCUUGCCCCAUUCUACCGCCAAGAACAGCAAAGUCAAACAGUAUGAAAAGGGGUUCCGAUCGCGCAUUUGGAUCACCCUGCGACGGUCAGCAGGACACCUCCAUUUCUUGCUCCCCUACACAGCAGGAACAGGGAAUCCAAGACCCAGGAUCCACCUCGAAUCGGGAAACCGCUUGCUCGAUAUCGGGGUCUCCCUCGGCACACUGGCAGCCCCCGCCCAGCCUGGCCGGCCUCUCCAUAGAAGAAGUGUCCAAAUCCUUACGCUUCAUCGGCCUGCCCGACGACAUUGCGUCCCUCUUCUUUUCCGAGAAGAUCGACGGGAACUUGUUACUGCAGCUCACCGAAGAGAUUCUCUCGGAGGAUUUCAAACUGAGCAAACUGCAGGUGAAGAAACUCAUGCAGUUCAUUAACGGAUGGAGGCCCAAGAUAUGACUUGAAGCGGAGACUUGCUUUCCAUCAACUGCGUCUGCUAUGCACCCCUCAGCCACAAUGUGACCUUAUUUCCCAGACACAACAUUGGGGGGGGGGGGGGGGGUGACCUUCAAAAUCUGUGACUGCUAUUUGCAAACCAGAUGGAAUCAUUUAGCACUUUUCAUUGGGUUAUUUUUUUUUACAUUGUUCUUAAAAUUGGAGCCAACAAAUAAUAAUAAUAAAAUAAAUAAUUAAUAAUAAUGAUAAAAAUAAAAUUAAAAAAAGCUGUUAUCAUUGAUGGGACUGGCACAGGGAGCAAUCUGCUUAAGAAGCCAAAACCAAAAAAAUAUGAGCUUUAACACACAAACGGAACAAUCAUUGAAUUCAAUAGAAUGCGUGUACCCCGUUUAACGUUGCCAUUUGAUCACUUCCCACCUCUUUAACCAUCUUCCUUAUUUGAUUGAAUGUAGCCACGUUUCUAUCACUUGAGUCCAAGGAGAAAACACAGAGUGUUCAUAAUGAGGUUAGCACCUAAUGCUUUAAAAGUGUUGCAGCAUUGCAACCGUGAGAAACCAACUAAUGUAUUCCAGUGCAAUAGAUUAUUCAAGGGCUAUUUUUUUUUAAUUUACAUAAUCCAAAUUUCUAUAUAUUUGUUUCUCUCUACCUAAUCUAACGAAAGCUCUAUAACAGUUAAAAGUCUGGAUGGCCACCAAUCAAGUUCAGCGUGUUCCAGAUGAUCCAAUGGAGUCCACACUGCCAUGUCAUUGUGCCUUUAAUUACCAAACAUAACGACUAACUUCUCCCCUUUAGCUAUCGUCUAACAUGGACUACCACGAGCAAAAUAUGCAUCAUGCACUUUUAUUGCCAUAACGGUUCAAUCUACGAAAGCUAAACGCUGCACUUCAAGCCCCGCCCCCUCUCCCCACAAAAAUGGUACAUUGUCAUCCUUUUCAAAUUGGUGUCCAGUGAUGAACAGAUAUUUUAUUUUAGGUAAACAAAUUUGUGCCCUCCUCCUCGCGUGAUGUCUUCAGCUAGAAUGUAUUUAUGCGGUUCUUUUACUCUUUUUAAAGAAAGUCAACUAUGCAGCGGCGUAUUAUUUGGAACAAAAAGGAUUAUAGAGGAUUUCCCCCCCCCCCCCCCCUCCCUUGUUACAUGCUUAUUUUGACUUUUCUAAUAUGCAAAUAUAUUUUUAAGCGAUUACUAAUGUAAAAUAUUUUUUUAAAGCUCAUCUUUUUAUUUUUCAAUUGCUUUAGUUUGCAUUGUUUGUAACUUGAUGUGAUUUAUGGGUUCCGCAGCCACAUACUUGUAAAUAAGGUGAAAAAUCGAGCAGCCUCAAUAAAUAUCAAUACUAAGCAAGGUCAA